AGCAGUAGUAGUAGUAGUAAGGCAGCUACUAUAAAGCUCCGUCAUCGCUGCUGCUUCGUGUUCGACAACUACCACCACCACCACCACCACCACCUCCACUACAAUUACUACUAGCACCGCCGCCGCCGCCACCACAACACUAAGCGUUGGUUGGAUCUGCUCUUAGCUUUUUGUGGAAGCUGCCUACGACAACCACUGUCACACACACACACACACACACACAGUCAGAUAGUCACGCGCACGCACACACACACACACACACACGCAAUUUUCACUCUCCUCAGCCAGUGAAGAAGCUUUCACAUCGGUAGUCAACUAAUUCUGCUUCGCUUUUCCCUUCUCUCCUCUUUAACUACUGCUGCUGUUGUAUACAGAUACAUAUCCACACACACACACACACAUAUAUACACCUACACUUAUACACACAUACUCAUACAUACAUACAUAUAUAUAUAUAUACACAUUUAUAUUAUAUAGUACUGUGUAUCUGUCUAUUCGUCAUUCGCUCUCUCAUUUCUCAUACACACACACACACCUGACGACUGUUUAGCGAACAACUAUUCAUACAACACAUAUUACAAUAUUACAAUAUUACAAUAUAUAGCAGUCUUUUUUCAAAACCGGCAAAUAUCUGCAAAUAGCAGAAAAAAAUUAUAUAUUUUCCUUAUAUUCCUCAAAGUCGGAGAUUUUGUCUUUAAAACAGGAGAAGAACCAUUUAACAGAACAUCAUAUUGAUUCCUCUAUUCUGCCGUCAGUCUCACCUCACUCAUUUCUUGAUAAGAUCUGGGCAUCAAAAGCGGUUCCAUCACAAGAUAACAGUUUCUAAAACUAAAACUUUCUGAAAAGAUUUUUGGAUAUCUGUCAACCAAAUCAACUGAAUCAUGGGUGUUUUAGCUGGUCUUGUACGAUGCCUGUUCAUCCUCUUUAAUUUCAUCUUCUGGUUGUCCGGAGUGGCCAUCCUUGGGGUCGGAGUAUGGAUGGUUGUUGACCCCAACAUCGUAAACCGGUUUGAGAUAACGGUGGAAACGGAAGACCCGUACUUCAGGACAUCCUCCUACAUCUUAAUAGCGUUUGGUGUAUUUGUUUUCCUGGUUGGAUUCUGUGGAUGCUGUGGGGCAAUCCGGAAGAGCAAGUGUCUCCUUGGAUUCUAUUUCUUCUUCUUGCUGUGCAUCAUGGCUGGAGAACUGGCUGCAGGGAUCUUGGCUGCCCUUUAUAAGAAGGAGAUUCUUGGUGAAAACCUGGCUAGUAACCUGCAGAAGUUUGUCAAGACAAAAUACGGCACCGCCACCCACCAAGUUACUUCAGCAACUUGGGAUAUUAUUCAGAUGGAGGGUAAGUGCUGUGGAGCCUUGGGCGCAAGGGACUACAUCAACAGCACAUGGUAUGAAAGCCUCAACAGGACUGUGAAACUGCCUAGGUCUUGCUGUAAGAUGUCAAACAACAACCCUCUGGACCCUGAGUAUGUUGAUGAGAACGACUGCGUUAACAUGGGCUCAGAGUACAACAGUAAGGGAUGUCGAGAUGAGAUGGCAAGCUGGAUCAGUAAGCACUUGGAUAUUCUGAUAGGUGUCGGCUGUGGUAUUGCAGUGUUGGAGAUGUUUGGCUUGAUCGUAUCCAUCUUCCUAUGCCGAGAAACGAACAGAGAGACUGCUUCCUGUUGAUCUGCUAUUGAUGUUGUUGUUGUUGUUGCUGUUGUUGUUGUUGUUGGUGAUAUGUGGCCAUUUUGCCUGUACUGUCGUGUUGAUUCUGCCCCCCCACUUCCAACCCAAACCUUUCUCUCGCUCCCUUCUUCCUUACCAUCUUCCACAAAUUUUAAAAAAAUACAAAAUACACACCGAAAAGAAAAAGAAAAAAAAACAUUUUUUGCUUCAUAAACUUGAAUGUUUCCAUUAUUUUUUUUACUUCCUUUUUUUUUUAAAAGAAAAAAAAAAAACAUUUUCUGGGUCUAAUUUUUUUUACUAAUCCUCCUCUUCCCCUGCUCCUACCCCCAUGUCCCCAGUCUCUCAUUCUCUCCACCCCCAUCCCCUCUUUCCCUCUCUCUUUUAACAUGGCAUCAUAUGUCACUGCUGCAAUACUCUUCUUCUUCUUCUUAUCUUACUCCUACCUCCCACCACCACUAGGAAUUAACAAUACUAACACCAUCAGUACCACCACCACCACCACCACCACCACUGAAAUAACCACUGCUACCAUCAGAAUUAUGCUUCAGAUUUGCCUCACACAUAAACACAUAGAAUCUACCCAAGUUUCUACGGAGUCGACCGACCAUUUUCUCACAUUAAACAGCGACAAUAAUCUAUUUUAUCUAAAUACCAGUAAUUCACUUUCACAAAUGCAAUGGUUAAAUGUUUCAAAAGCAUUGGCAAAAACCACCAUCUUGAUUAAGCAUAUUCUAAUUAACCAGUGGUUAUGCAGAGGUUAUUAAGUAGUAGUUAAGCCUUUUUACUAAGCAGUGGUUGAUGAUGGUGAUGAUGAUGAUGAUAAUAAUAAUCUUCUUACUAAAUAGAGGCAAAUUGAAUUUUCUGAUCAGAAGUUGUUAAACCACUUUGAUUAAACAACAGGUAAAUAUGCAACAGGUAAUCAGAUGCAAAUGAAAGAAAAAUUUAAUUAAAAACAAUUUAAUUAAAUUUAAACAAUAAUUAAUAGUAGAGGUAUCAAACAUGUACCCCACUGCUUUUCCUUUGGAUUCCAAUGUUUUUGACAAUGGCAAUUCCCCCGCCCCCCACCCACCCAAAAAAAAAACACCAUUUCAAAAGAGUUUCAAAUCCCACACUCCUGAAAUUUCUUUUUUUCUGGAAGUUUACAUUUUUUUUUUUUUUUCGUUUUUACUUUUUGUUUUCUUUUGAAUUCCAUGUAGAAAAUACAGAGUUUCUGAUGAUUCUGUGAAA
This is a messenger RNA of Octopus sinensis (East Asian common octopus), 2888 nucleotides long. RefSeq names its product tetraspanin-18. Bases 882 to 1661 code for a protein of 259 amino acids. Gene Ontology annotation, cellular component: membrane. The record is from RefSeq and is a predicted model, not a curated record. NCBI's taxonomy places the organism in Eukaryota, Metazoa, Mollusca, Cephalopoda, Octopoda, Octopodidae. The transcript has 12 exons.